Molecule: messenger RNA, 2078 nt
Organism: Triticum aestivum (bread wheat)
Lineage: Eukaryota; Viridiplantae; Streptophyta; Magnoliopsida; Poales; Poaceae
Product: protein SODIUM POTASSIUM ROOT DEFECTIVE 1
Exons: 3
Coding region: 939-1301 (120 amino acids)
Source: RefSeq, a predicted model, not a curated record
UGACCCCUUCCCUCCCCUCGCCACCAUCCCGCCCUCCAGCAUCGCGCCGCCAUCCACAUCGUCUCCCCGAUCUAGAGCCCUAGGCCGCUCUCCCCCAUUCCGAGCACGACGGCGUUGGCCCGGCCCCCAAGCCCCCCGCGGCGGCCACCGCAUCCCUCCAUCGUUCGCCGUUUCCGCCGCCAUCGCGCGAUGCACUUGGGGUCUGCUUCGUGCAACCCCAAGCGGCCCUUCUCUUCCUCGCCGUCCCCCGCCUCCCCCGCACCACCGCAGAUGAAGAAAGCCAAGCUCCCCACGGCCUCCUCCUCCUCUGCCGGUCACACCACUUGUCCCCUCCUCUCUCUCCCCCGCACACCCUCUCUCGCGCAGCAAACCCCAGUGCUCCCUGAUCCAGAUCCCUCUCCUCCCCUCGCCACCACCCACUCCUCCCCCGCCGCCACCCACCUCCAACACCCACCCCUCCCCUCGCUGCCACCCACCUCCACCAUACCUCCCCUCCCCACCUCAGAUCCUCUCCCCACUCCCAGAUCCAACUUUCCACCGGAGAACGAGGAGGUUGCAGCCAGGAUCUUCGAGACGCGGUGGUCGUCGAUACAAGGUCAUGACGCGGGGCCAGCCAUGGAGGCGGUGGUCGUCGACGCGGUGUCCAAGCUGCUGAAGGCCGGCAUCGCGCUGUCGGAGAUCUCCUCUACUCCCCGGGCUGGUGAUUCGCCAGAUCUCCUCUGCUCUUGUUUGAUUCGCUUGAGACUUCGCAGGGCGUUAUGCAUAUGCGUGACCCUCCCUGUUUGAUGUGUGUCUGCGGUCACGUGAUGGCCUCAAAGGUGAAGAUGGGCUGAGAUUGCAGGCUGCUAGUUGCCUCGGCGUCGAAGAUGAAGAUGAAGGUGGAGGAGAGCGAGCGUGGGUGAGAUGGCGGGCUGUUGGUUGCCUCGGCCUUGCGCAGCAUGCCCGACCGCCCCUACUCCCUUGACGAGCGCAUGCUGCAGCUCCUAGGCGAAGGUACACGAACUCCACUUCUUCCACCAGCCACCCUCCCCUCUGCGCCCAGCUUGUGGAACACCUCCACACCAUCUUCGGAGCCGCCUGCCGUUUACUUGAUCAUGCAGGUGGUCGUGUUGAAGGUGUCCCUACACUACAAAGUGUGCGCUGGCAAGGUGAAGAAGCACCUCACCAAGAUGGAAGGUGAGCACCAACAUCUCUUAAAGUUUGGUGACAAAAUAAUGCAUCUUGAAUCCUGGGAAGACCAGUUACUUACUAAUAAUAUGUCAUUGGAGGAUAUGCUACAGCAAUGCAGCAAUUUGAAUUGAUAUUCACAUUGAAUUAAUGACUUGUCUUGUUGUGCAAUUGAAACAUACCCAUAUAAAAGAAGUCUAUUCCAUGCAUCAUUUUUACUGUUUUACUCAACUUGUUUUCGUCGUUACUUGAUACAUACUACCUCCGAGCCAUAAUAAACCAUGAAAUGUACUCUUGGGAGGGAUAAACAUCUUUUUUAGCACAUGGGUUGAAGCAGAUUGUACUUGCUUACUGAGAAUAUGAAAAUGAGAUAUUCUGUUUGCUAAUAUGAAGAUAGCAUUGUGUUUAAUCCAGUAUUGAUGAUUGUUUUCAUUCCCAUGUAAACUUGUUAACGAUGGUGAUUUUGUACUAGCAUAUAAACUUGUUUUUGUUGUCACUUGAUACAUACUUAGCUUGUACUUCAAGUAGUGGGUUAAUGCUGGUAAUUUUGUUCUACAUGUAUGCAUUGGUAUCCCCAUCAUCAAGCGCAGGGAUGUAAUAGUGGCAAGAAGAUCAUGGUCGUGUGCAUCAUCAAGCACACCAUGGCGAGCAUCCACCUCCUCAUAGUGGCAAGAAGAGCAGGUGCCUAGUUUGUAAUCGCUGUCGAAGGAGGUCCAUGCUGAAGAACAUAAAACUUGUAGAGCUUGUAAAGUAACAUGCUAUUGAACUUGUGGAGCAUGUAAUUGUGACUGCCAUAUUGUUGUUACACUUGUAGAGCUUACAAAGUGUAUGUUAAAGCUUAUUACGUGUUAUUUGUAAAGCAGCAGCUUUGUACUGACUUUGGCUGAUAAUAUUUGAAGUAUUUUGUGUGU